Molecule: messenger RNA, 1032 nt
Organism: Panicum hallii
Lineage: Eukaryota; Viridiplantae; Streptophyta; Magnoliopsida; Poales; Poaceae
Exons: 1
Coding region: 291-875 (194 amino acids)
Source: RefSeq, a predicted model, not a curated record
GAAUUCCCCGACAGCCAUCACCACGGGCUGCAUGCCUGCAUAGCUGUCGGCUCGGCAGGCGCAGGCGCGACACCCCCUGCGCCCAUGGAUCGAUUAGCCUGGGACCUUUUCAAGCCCGAACAACCAGUAGCAAGCGCAGUAGAAAAGCAGCUAUACAUAUGGCUAGCUCUGCCUAGCUCCACCGCAAAGCCGAGCAGGAGCCAGGAGGGAGCUAGAAGAGGCUAAAGAAAGCGCUAGAAAGGAGAGGGAGCUGAGACUGAGAGGCCUGAGGGAGAGAGAGAGGGCGUCGGAUGGCGGAGGGGAAGAAGGCGAGGCCGAGGGAGGAGGAGCUCGUGGAGGCCGCGCUUGCGGCGGCGGCGGCGGCGCUGCUCGUGUCGGGCGUCAAGAGACUCGUGGCGCCGGCGGCCGCGCUCGCCGCGCCGUGGUGGUGGCCCGCGCCGCUCUCGGUGCCGCCGCCCGCGCUGUUCCUGCUCCUCAACGUCGUCAUCGCGUCCAUCGUCGUGGCGUCCGUGCAGCCGCGGCGAGGCGGCGCGUCGGCGUCGGCGGGCGCAGUCCACGCCCGGGAGGAUGCUGCGGCGGCGGCGCGUCCGGGAGACGGCGCGAAGAGGGUGAAGCGGAGGAGGAGCAAGAAGCGGACGGCGGCCGAGGCCGACGUUGCGGAUGGCCGCUGCAUGGCGCCGGUGGCCACGGACGGGCCGAUGGAGACGGGGGCGACGGUGGUGAUGGAGGAGGUGGCGGCGGAUGAGGAGGCGGCCGGCAACGCGGAGGAGGUGAACAAGCGGGCGGAGGAGUUCAUCUCGGCGUUCCGGCACCACCUCAGGGUCGACUCCUCCGGAUCCCGGCGAAGCAACGCUAGAACGGCACCAUGCUUUUGACCGGAAUGCACCGCGACACUGCGUGCAUUUUGUGUCGCAAACUUUCAAACAUAUGUUCCUAUCAUGGGUUUAAAGAACAUUUUGUCAGGAUUUGUUUUGUAUUCGGAGUUGCUAGGGCCCGGACAUCCGAUAAAAGUAUUUUAUCGGAUAUUCCGUU